Racocetra fulgida is the source of this 624-nucleotide messenger RNA. NCBI's taxonomy places the organism in Eukaryota, Fungi, Glomeromycota, Glomeromycetes, Diversisporales, Gigasporaceae. The record is from the annotation of a GenBank genome assembly.
AUGACGGGGUUAAUCGGACAACUUACGAAUGUACAAAAGAGAUUAGCAGUGCCUUACCGUGAUAGAAAGUCUUGGUUAACAGCUAAACUUAUGAAUCUUAACAACGCAUUCACAUCACAGGCACGAUUCCAAACCACUAUUGAAGAUCCAACUUACAAAGGACUCUUUUAUCACUCCACACAUGAAGCAGUCAACUAUUCGUUAUCUUUUAUCUCUGAUCGCAAUAAAGUUGAGAAAUAUGACAUAUCAGUGAUUGGUUGGGUACCAUUUCAAACAGGAGUGCCAAAGCUGCUGGUAGGGAACUUUAAGGAAAAUAAAAAUUUUAUAAAGUUCUUGCAUCAAGUGAUAGCGGAUAAUGUAGCAGAUGCAGAUCCUCAAUUACAAGCUUUGGCCAAGUAUCAACAAAAUGGUCAAUUGCGAGAGCAGGACUCUUAUAACAUUGCAGACAAUGUUUCUCAAACUAAUGAAGAGGACCAUCAACACAACUCCGCUAUGGCAAGUGAAUUCAAUGCCAAAAUAUCGACGACUCAGGAAGUUCAAUGCCACAACCAGAAUAUAAUUCCUAAAACACUUCCUCUCCGUAGUGAAAAAAGUCUUUCUGAAGCAAUAUACUCGUUAUAUGAG